Cherax quadricarinatus is the source of this 1538-nucleotide messenger RNA. The record is from RefSeq and is a predicted model, not a curated record. NCBI's taxonomy places the organism in Eukaryota, Metazoa, Arthropoda, Malacostraca, Decapoda, Parastacidae.
UUGCAAGUUUAAGCAUGGAGAGUGCAGUAUGCUGACUUAUGGGGAGACAGUGUUCAAACUUGUGCUCUGUUGUUUCUUAAAACAUGAUGAAACUUGUUAUACCUAUGAUGUGCUGACCUAGCUUAUACUAAAUGUGCACCAAAUGCUGAUGGGCUUCUAAUGGCUUAUAUGUUAGUGUUUGCAACUGUGUAACUUGUAUUCAUGAAUAUGUGGCUCAUGGAUAAGUGGUAGCGCUUUCAGCUUACAUCUGAGUGACCCGGGUUCGUUCCUGGCACAAGUGGAAACUUUGGAGAUAUUUCCCUGUUCUCUUAGCAAUUAGUUUUCUUGAUCAAGAAAGAUGGAUGUGUGGCUACGAACCUGCCUCCUGCUGUGUCUCUACGGUUUCUUCAAGGAACUGAGGCCUUCUGAGCCUUUUCUUACCGAGUACCUGCUGGGACCACAACAGAACCUCACUGAAAACCAAGUGUAUUAUGAUGUGUAUCCAGUAUGGACAUAUUCCUAUUUAUCGCUACUGGUUGUAGUCUUCCUGUUGACCGACUUGUUGAGGUAUAAGCCAGUCAUCGUUUUCGAGGGUAUUGGUUAUGUUGUUACGUGGAGUCUUCUUCUUUGGGCUCGGGGCGUCGAGGCAAUGCAGUUCAUGGAGUUCACAUAUGGCAUUGCCACCUCCACGGAAGUAGCAUAUUAUACAUAUAUUUACGCAAAGGUGUCUGCCAAGUUUUAUCAAAGAGUAACAAGUUACACCCGAGCUGCCUUACUUACAGGAAGAUUCAUGUCGGGUGUGUUUGCACAGGUGCUGACAUCAACAGAGUUGAUGGACUACCAUACCCUAAAUUAUUUUUCACUGGCAAGUGUUACAAUAGCCUUCAUCAUAGCGUGUUGUCUUGAUCCUGUGUCCAGCAGCAUAUACUUCCACCGUCAGCAAUACUUGCCCACCAGUGAAGAAGACAGUUCAGUUAUCCUCAGUGAUCACCACAUACAGGAGACCAUAAAAGAAAAAAUAUCCAAGGUUGCAGGCUUUAUCUGGAAUGACUUUAAAAGUGCAUAUAGCAACAAGUACUUGUUGAAGUGGUCCAUUUGGUGGGCCUUUGCUACAUGUGGAAAUUUCCAGGUUGGCAAUUACAUCCAGCCUUUGUGGGAAAGCAUUGCUCCUAUGGAUGAAAAUGAAAACCUAUACAAUGGGGCAGUUGAAGCAUCACAGACAUUACUCAGUGCUCUGGCAGCAUUCGGUGUGGGAUACCUGCAUCUUAACUGGGAAUAUUUUGGAGAGGGAACUUUGGCAAUUAUUUCUUUGAUUGAUGGCCUUCUUUUAUUCUUCAUGGGUCUCACAUCAUCAAUCGCAGUGGGUUAUAUCAACUACAUUGUCUUCAGAGUUUCCUAUCAAGUUUUAAUCACAGUUGCUAGGUGUCAAGAAUCUAAGGGUUUGGGAUAUUGACAGUUUGGAGGGACUUCUAAACUGUCAUAUCUGAGCACCUCUGCAUAGACAGUGAUUAUAUGUGAGUGAGGUGAAAGUGUUGAAUGAUGAUGAAAGUAUUUUCUUG